AUUCGCAUAUUUUGAUGGUAUGCAUUUUUUUAUCAGAAAUAGACCAUAAAAAUUUCAAAGUUGAAUAUAAAUUGAUCGUUUUAUUGAAAUAAUUCAUCAUGGGAACGUUCAGAACUAGAAUAAAAAAGAAAGGUAAACGAUGGGUAAAGGGCCAGAGCUCGAAUUCGAAUCCAUCCUCUCAUAAAUUCCGAAAUCACGCCAAGAAUAAUUUCUUCAAAGAAGAUAUCGAAGGUCCGACUGUGAGUACUCUAACUGUCGAUUCAUUACGAAGGCACGAUACAUUGGUUGGAUCUUCGAAUCAAUCCCGUGUUACUGGCGAAGAUGGUCGCAGUAUUUCUGAAAACUCGUGCGCUGAUAACGAUGCUCAUUCAUCGUAUCAAAGCACCACCAAGACAUUCGAUACGUUCGCGUCGGAUUGGACUUGUUGCUCGAAUAUCUCUUUCAAUAAGUUAAUAAAUCGUUUCGAUCUGUCAUCGGCUCAUCAUAAAGAAAUGCUGGCCGUUUUAGCUGCUGUGACCGAAGUUAUCAAAGCUAACGGUGGAACGGAGAAUACCACUGAGUAUUUCGCUGCGUUGAUGACUACUCUGGAAGGUAUGAAAUCAGACGAAUUAACUGAUAGCUCCGUUAGCGCCAUUCUGUCUCUGUUAUCGAUGUGUAUUAAAAGUGUACCGAAGAAUAUUCUACAGCUGAAGUUCGCUACUGUUUCGAAAACACUCAUGGAUCAGUUGAAAGUCUACGCUGAUUCAGAUCACAAUGUGAUUUUAAAAGCUUUGAUUGGUUGUUUGAAAGUUUUAUUAUGUGCUCAAGACGUCGCCGUGUGGAAUGAUUCGUCGACUUAUGCUAUAUACGACGCAAUUCUAGCGUUUAUUGUUCACACUAAGAGCAAAAUAAGAAAAUCAGCUCAACACGCAAUCUGCGCUAUUCUGAAAGGAUCCACUUUUAUGAAAACUGAUUCUUCGCUGGUUUCUCAUCCGGCAGCUGGUCAUACUGCUAAACACUGCGUUAAAUUAUUAGAAAGCAGUAGCUCCGUUGGUGGAAUGACUACAGUGUUGCAUGUGCUCACUUUACUCAAGGAGAUCAUUGGAACUUUCCCAAAAGCUCAAGCGAAAACCAGCUGCGAAACAAUUCUGAAACUAAUGACGCUCGGUAACAAUCUAGUAACCUCGUGCAGCUUACAAGUACUCCAUGGAUUAUUCGUUUCACGUCCCAAUGUCGCAAAUUGUCCCCCGACACUGAACGCUCAACUCAUCACAGCCUUAUACGAUUACCAACCUCCGGUCACCGAUACUCAGCCGAUGCUUGCUUGGCUAGCUGUCAUGCAGGAGGCUUUCAUCAACCUGGCCAAAAAUGAUUUAUCACUUUGCGCCUCAAACACGCCGAAAAUUUUCGACGUUUGUGCUCCGGCUCUGUGUUCCGAGCGUAAAGAAGUUAUCACUAAUAGCACCCUAACGAUGAACGCCAUCUUGAAAGAUUGUGUCGCUCCGAUUGCCUCGGAACAGAAUCAACCUCAGUAUGAGACCAUUUUGAAGAAAAUCUUCGAUAUUUUAACCGGUUGCUUGAAGUAUCAGUAUCAUAAUGCUCGGAAACAAGUGCUUUUUUUGCUCGGUACGAUGUAUAAAGUUUGUGGUCAAACGUGUCACGAGUUUAUGAUUGAUUGUCUCAAGACAUUGGCGAAUGAUCGAGAAUCUGAGGAGUUCCAGUAUGGUAACGAAAUAGAGCAAGUUUUCGCUUACGCUAUCGAAACGAUCGGACCUCAGACUAUUAUUAAACAAGUUCCAAUUCAGAUUUGCGAAGAUAAAGAUUCAUUUGAAAUCAAACGCAGCUGGUUACUGCCUCUUUUCAAAGAUCACAUCAAGAACUCUUCGUUGAAAUGCUUCGUCGAUGAUUUCCUACCAAUUGCUAGCGCUUUAAAAGGUAUGAACGAGAGACUCAAUAAGGAGAAGAAUCAAGCCAAAUACGUCAGCUUCGAACUACUGCAGUCGCAGAUAUGGGCUUUAUUACCUAGUUUUUGCGAUCAACCGUCUGAUAUCGCAGCUACAUUUCCGACUAUCGCUCAACCUUUGGGUAAAAUACUAGACUCGAGGAAGGAUCUGAAACAAACCGUACUGGCUGCUUUGAGGAAACUAGUUUACAGCUGCGCUGAUAACGAGGCAGAUAAACAAACAAUGAGCAAAUUCGCCAAAAAUUAUAUUCCUAUUUUGUUCAAUAUCUAUACGACGCCUUGUAAAGGUACAGAUGAAGAAGCUGCCAGGUUCUCUGCCUUCGAAACGAUCAAAGUUUACGUAUCGAUAGCCGAAAGUUCUCUGUUGAAUGAAAUGUUCAAAAAAGCGUUGCAAAAAUUAGAAUCUGAAGAAUGCCAAAAGAAUAAAUUCAUCAAAGAAAGCGUCCUCGACUUGACUAGAUUACUUUUACCGUACCAAAAUAGCCAGUGCUUGAAAUGGCUCUACGAGAAACACAUAACCAAAGUAUUGAACGUAGAGAAUUUCAAAGAAGAAAAGAAAUAUUACAGAUUAUUAGAAGAUCUAUGCGCUUGCGAAUCAGAAGGAUGCUCCGAAUUCAUGAAGAAGAAUGUUCAAACGAUAAAAACCCUACUGCUGAAUUCCCUAUCCAAAGCUGCGAUUACUAGUCGAGGGCCCCGUAUCAGAUGCUUGAUCCAUUUACUGAAUCACGAUUCGAGUAAAAAGACCAUCCUCGAGUAUAUUCCCGAAGCAGUCCUCUGCUGUAAAGAUUUAAAUAAACGGUGCCGUAACUCGGCGUUCGAAUUGAUAUGUAAAAUGGCCGAUAAGAUAUUAGAGCAUGGUGAUGCUAACUUUGCUGCUUUCAUCGACGCUAUUACUGCCGGAUUAAUCUGUUCCCCGAAUAUGAUCGCUGCUACUAUAUUGGCAUUAGCUUGUUUAAUUCAUUACAGUAAAGAACAUCUCCAUAAAGAACAAUUGGAAGCGAUAAUGCAAAAUAUAUGUUUAUUGGCUACAUCAACUACGAGAGAAAUAGUUGGACCGGCUCUAGGAUUCAUUAAAAUGUUCAUGACAGUCUACGAACCUAACUACGUUUCAACUCAACUAGAAGUAAUCGUGAGAACUUUAUCCAGCGUGAAAGAUGAUUGCAAACGUCGAUUCAGGCAGAAAAUGCGCGACAUAUACGACAGACUGGUGAGGAAAUUCGGAGCUUCGACCAUCAUCUCGUUUGUACCAACUCACGACGCUACAACGAUGACCAGACUCAAAGCGUUGAAAAAACUCAACGACAGGAAGAAGAAAAGAAAAGAAAAAGAGAAGCAGAAACAAGCCGAUUCGAAAGACGACUCGGAUGAUGACGAUUACAUGUUCAGUGCGAAAUCUAAACCUAAAACAAUGGAAGAAAUUCUGGCCGAAUGCGACGACGACGAUGACGAACUGGACGACGAUUCGGACGAACCGAAAGAUAAACGUAAUAAAAAGAAAUCUAAAAAACACGACGUGUACUUACAAGAAGACGAAGACGAUAUCGUCGAUUUCACUAGUUCCUCCGCCAAUAGAAAAAUCACCACCAUUCAUCCUGAAGAAAAACAAAAAAUGGGAGAUAAAAUUAAGAAAAAACAGACUGAAUUUAAAACUGCUCCCGAUGGUCGUCUCAUUAUCGCAGAAGAAAAACCUGAAAAGUUACCCAGUACUAAUAAAAUACCCCUAGAAGAUGAUGAUGACAGCGAUGCUGGUGAUGCUGAUAAUGAGAAUAAUCUGUCUAGUAUGCUAAACGAUAUUGUAAUCAGUCGUAAACGUAAGAUGAGUUCGAGAUCGAGCGAAACGUCCGAACCUGCGAAUAAAUAUCAAGCCGGAGGAAGCGGUAUUCAUAGAAAAACCAACAAGAAUCCUAUCGAUAAACACACAGGCUCUGAAUAUAAAUCCAAAAAAGCCAAAGGCGAUGUGAAGAAAAAAGGAAUGCCAGAUCCUUUCGCUUAUAUCCCAUUAUCUCGAAACUCGCUAAACAGAAGAAAAAAGAAAAAAUCUGCCGGACAAUUCAAGAGCCUUGUGAGAAGCGCGAAAAAAGGAGCUGCAGCUGGGAACAAAAAUUUCAAAAGCAAGAAUCGUAAUAAAAAAUGAUAAGUUUUUUUUCUCGAUCGAUUGAUUUGCCUUGUGAUGGAAUUUUUUGUACCUGUUAGCCAUUUGUUAUCGUUGUUAAGUAAAAUUUCUUAAUUUUAA
Planococcus citri (citrus mealybug) is the source of this 4175-nucleotide messenger RNA. RefSeq names its product RRP12-like protein. The transcript is spliced from 21 exons. NCBI's taxonomy places the organism in Eukaryota, Metazoa, Arthropoda, Insecta, Hemiptera, Pseudococcidae. The coding region runs from base 99 to 4076 and encodes 1325 amino acids. The record is from RefSeq and is a predicted model, not a curated record.